Molecule: messenger RNA, 435 nt
Organism: Entrophospora sp. SA101
Lineage: Eukaryota; Fungi; Glomeromycota; Glomeromycetes; Entrophosporales; Entrophosporaceae
Source: the annotation of a GenBank genome assembly
AUGAAAGGAAUUGCCCCUCUUAAGCAUUCAUCUAUUUAUCAAAAACAAUGGGAAUUAAUUUGUUUAAUGUCAGACAAAGAACCUACAACAGAAGAUCCAUAUUUCUGCUUGAUAAGAUCUAUUUUAUCUAUUAGGGCAAAAGACAAAAUAUCCAUUCCUUGUGUUGGAAAAUUAUUAAAUUUAGCUCCUAAUGUUGAAUCUAUGUUAAAAUUAAAAAAAGAAGAAAUAACAAAUAUGAUUUAUCCAAUAGGAUUAAGUAAAAUUAAAACAAAUAGAAUUAUCGAAACAAGCAAAACUUUAAUAAGUAAAUAUAAAGGUGUUGUUCCCAGCGACGUAAACUUAUUAAUGAAUUUUCCAGGAGUUGGUUUAAAAGUUGCUUCUGUUGUCAGACAUUUUGCUUUCAAUAUUCCUGAUUUUCCAGUUGACACUUAUUAA